CGAUUGGUGGUGAUAUCAUAGCACUAUACAUUUGCGUCUCCUUGCUGGUACACCACCUAGCGACAGUGCCCUGCACCAGUACAGAAAUAAACACUAAAAACGGAACAGUGUGCCAAAACAAAAUCAUGCAAAAACAAAGUACGGUGGGUGGUGGUGGGUCCUGUGCUGUGUCUUGUUGCCGGUCUUUGAACACAUCAUCUCAGCGCUGGUGGUAGAAACAUACGUGUUAGUGUCCUCGCUUCAUUCGAUUUCGUUACAGAGGUAUUGGUGGAAAGCGUCGUCGGAAAAUUCAUUUGUCAGUAGAAAAAUCGAUAGCAGGUUCGAGCAAAAUUUCACGUAAGUCUGGUUGAGUAUCACCACGAAUAAUUCGGGAAUUGAAGCCUUCAUACAACGGAAAACUAGAUCGAGGUUACUGUAAAAACUGCUGGCAUCUUAGCGGCACCGGGUUUCUUCAAUUGCAAUUUGAUAUAUCAAAGAACUGAAAGAAAUUCAAUAAAGUGAAUAAGUGAACUACGAACGUUGCUCCCGUAUGGAAAAGAGUCUUUUGCUGCUGGGCCUUUACAUUUUGAUUGAUGCAGAACACUAAAAGCUAUCAUUUAUUGUUAAUUGAUCAUAUUAUAACACCUGAAAAGUUGGAUUGUAUCUGUCAACGUUAGUUCAAUACUGUUCGGUUGAAAGAAAAGUGCGUAUGUAGACACGGUGCAUGAGUCAUCGCAGUGCAAUAAAAGUGUUCAGUGUUUCUCGCUGCUGCUGUUGUUCCGGUGAUCUCGUCAAGAAAUUUCAUCAACACGACUACCACUUACUCGGUUGUGGAGCAGAAAAGUAAAUAAGUGUCGCUAUCCAGUAGCACCAGAACUAGUUUGUGGUGGAGGACGAAUUUUACCUGCUUUUGUGUGAUACUAAAAAGUCAAAAUUUUCACCACGAAUCGAAACCCGAAGAUGCGUGCGCUAGGGAUAGCGCAGCCCAACAACCAUCACCAGACGGCCGGCAGUUCGAACAGUUCGCCCGGCAGUGGUAAACUGAUCGACGGCAGUACCAUCGCUUUGCCGAAAACGAUCCUCGGCGGCUCCGGUACCGGUCAGUCGAAUUAUGACGGUGGCAGCCUGGCAACCGGAAGCCUAGGAGGUAAUGGCACCGGCUGUAGCAGCGAUACCAGUGCCCAAGACACUAUUUAUCUGUGCAAUUUCCGCGUAUCCGUUGACGGUGAAUGGCUCUGUCUGAAGGAGCUCAACGAUCUCGACAUUAAGGAUGGCCAUCCAACCGUGUCCAGUAGGGGCGGCGGACAGCAUCGCGGUGGCAAUGGCGGCUUCGGUGACGGUGAUGGUUCGCUCAAUACUUUCGGUGUACUUGAGAAUGCGAAGUGCGAGGAGAAGAAUAUCGAGCGCGAUUGGGUUAACUACUACUCCCGCGACCCGGCUUCGAUCGAACGCAGUAACUUGGUGAACAUUUGCAAACUGGUGGUGAAGGAACUGCUGGAACAAUCGAUUCGCUUCGGACGGAUGUUGGACUCCGAUCAUCUACCGUUACAGCACUUCUUCAUCGUACUGGAGCACGUGCUGCGGCAUGGAUUGCGACCCAAGAAAGGACUACUGGGACCCAAGAAGGAACUAUGGGACAUACUGCAGAGUGUCGAAAGGUACUGCGUGGAAGCACAAGAUAUAACGUCCAGUGUGCGGGAUCUUCCGACUGUGAAGACCCACAUGGGGCGGGCUAGGGCCUGGUUGCGAUUAGCUCUGAUGCAGAAAAAACUGGCUGAUUAUAUGCAAGUUUUGAUCGAACGUAGAGAAGAUACGUUGUCGGAAUAUUAUGAGCCCCAUGCGCUGAUGAUGAGUGACGAGGUUAUCAUUAUCAUCGGCAUUCUGGUAGGACUCAAUGUAAUCGACUGUAAUCUGUGUGUCAAAGAGGAAGAUUUGGACUCACAGCAAGGUGUGAUAGAUUUUUCUCUGUACCUCAGAUCUAGUUCUCGAAACAGUCCGGACGAGGAAAAUAACGGUACGGUACAUGCUAUCGAAGGUGAUUCGAGUGGAACGAUGACCGCAGUACUGGAUCAAAAGAACUACAUUGAGGAACUGAAUCGACAUCUGAAUGCAACGGUUGCAAAUCUACAAGCCAAGGUCGAAUCCAUCACAACAACGAACGCACUGAUGAAAGAAGACCUGGCCAUAGCGAGGAAUAGUUUAUUGGCUCUGCAAGCGGAAAAUGCUGCAUUGAGACGUGCUUCACAGCAUGGUCAACCGUUGGAAGAUAAAAAUAACGUUCUGGAUAAGUUUGAUCCAGAAAUGGCCGAAGCGCUUGCCGAAGAACGAAAGAAACGUCAGGAAAUUGAAAAGGAAUUACAGUUACAAAUAUCACUAAAGGCUGAAACGGAAAUGGCAAUGAAGCUUCUGGAAAAAGACAUACACGAAAAGCAAGACACAAUCGUCUCUCUGAGACGUCAGCUGGAAGAUAUAAAAUCCAUCAAUUUGGACAUGUACCGGAAGCUUCAGGAAUGCGAAGCAUCAUUGAAGCACAAAACUGAGCUAAUUUCGCGUAUGGAAACACAGCGAGAGUCGAUGGCCACCGCUAUUGCUCAGAUGGAGAAAAAGUUCAACUCUGAAACGGCCAGUCUGAAUGCCUUGCAGGAGACCUCGCAGACACUGUCCCUCCAGGUGGUGUCCUGUGAACAACGAGCGACACGUGCCGAAGCUGAUCUUCGUAUCGAGCGCGAAUGGAGAACCGCAAUGCAGGAAAACGAAAUUAAACAUAAGGAACAAAUCAGUGUUCUACAAAGCGAAGCUCGGCAGAUGACUGAUGAAUUGAAGAAACAUAAUCAUACCAGUUCGGAUCUCACGAAACUACGCAAACAAUGGGAGGAAGAUCAACGAACGUUGGAGGAACUUGGGAUGCAACUAAGUGUUAGCAAAUUGCAGAUAUCCGAGCUGAAAGAAAAGAUUAAUUACCAGAAUGCCGACGGGAAAUCCAAUACCGAAACAAACAACGGUGGUUCGUGGACUCCGGACAAAGCUGUCACGAAUUGCCGAGGUUGUGAUAAGGAGUUCAGUAUCACCCGCAGAAAACAUCACUGUCGCCGUUGUGGGAGCAUUUUUUGUUCGAACUGUUCCGAACAUGUGGCUGUAAUACCGGGCGAGUCGAACGGACAUCCGGUACGGGUUUGUGACUCAUGCUGGCAGAAGUUGGCUAGUAGUUCCGCACCUAUUGCUAAUAUGUAGAGGAGAAAAUCGGCGGAAUCACACGGAAAGUGCAAAACUCGUCCACUCGUCCAAAUUAUGCGUUUUAGUCGUUAAAGGCCUCAGUAGUUUGUGAUGCCUAUGUUGUAGUUGCAAAAUACUCCGAAGUGCAAAGCUGUUAAAAUGCCUUACAGAUAAAAAUAUUCAUAUUUUCAAAUGAAACACGAUGCGAAAUUGUAGCGGUAAACAUUUUAAAUCACGAAGAGAUAAUUAUUUUAUAUGUAUAAUAUACGUAGAAAUUUAAGAAUAUUGGAACGAAACAAAUAUUUAUUUUAAA
Messenger RNA from Malaya genurostris, 3505 nucleotides. Its product is annotated as protein RUFY3. The transcript is spliced from 9 exons. Lineage: Eukaryota; Metazoa; Arthropoda; Insecta; Diptera; Culicidae. Gene Ontology annotation, molecular function: metal ion binding. The record is from RefSeq and is a predicted model, not a curated record. Bases 940 to 3210 code for a protein of 756 amino acids. Gene Ontology annotation, cellular component: cytoplasm.